UUCCACUUAUCUCCAGCAAUCCACACCCACCUCCAGGAUAAAUACCCAGGGCUGAGCAUCGGUGCAGCACACAAAGCAGCAGACGCCAAAGGAACUGCCUCCAGGUUGGGACGCGUCACAAAAUGAGAGUCGCCACCGUCGCCCUUCUCCUGGUGCUCCUUGCGGGGACCCAGGCCCGCCACUUCUGGCAGCGCGAUGAGCCCCAGCAGACCCCCGUGGAGCGCUGGGUCGAAGCCGUCUACGCCUACCUGGAGACCACAAAGGCCGGGGCCAACGAAGCCUUGUCCCAGAUUGAUGCCUCCACCCUGGGACAGAAGCUCGACCUGCACCUGCGGGAUUCCCUGCAGACCCUGACGGGGGCCCUGUCCAAGGUCCACGAGGAGUUCUCCCCCCAGGUGGAAGCCUUCAAGGCCCAGCUGCACACUGACCUCGAGAACGUCCAGCAGCAGAUGACCAAAGACCUGGACCAAAUGAAGACCAAGAUCAAGCCCUUCGUGGAUGACUUCAACCAGAAGUUCCAGCAGGACAUGGUGGCCUUCCGUAACCGCCUGGAGCCCGUCAUGCAGGAGGUGCGCCAGAUGGCGCGCCAGAACAUGGAGGCAGCGCAGCAGAAGGUGCAGCCUUUGCUCGAAGAGGCCCGAGACAAGUUUCGCACCCACGUGGAUGAGCUGCGCAAGAACCUGGCCCCCUACGGCGAGGAGAUCCGGCAGAAGUUCAGCGAGAAGAUGCAGGAGCUGCGAGACAAAGGCUUCCCAGAGUUGACCCAGUACCAGACUCAGGUCCAGCAGCAUCUCAGUGCCUUGAGGGAGAAACUCGUCCCCCUCGGGGAGAAGCUGCAGGCGGAAUUGACACCUUUGUUUGAGACGGCCAAGACUCGGCUGCAGAACCUCAUGGGCGACGUCCAGAGGAGCCUCGAGCAGUACAUGCAGCAGCAGCAGCAGCAGCAGCAACAGGGGGCCUAGAGGCCCUCGUCUUCUGCGGGGUGUGUGUGUGUGUGUGUGACGGGGACGCGUGCGCACGCACACACACUUCUUCCUUUCUGGGCCUCUCCCGCCCUCCCUUCUCGAGGUGGCCCCAAAGAAGCACUGCCUCCCCAUAGCAUAUUUCCCCCUGACUUUGUUUUGAGCCAUCCAAAUCCUCUCUGGCC
Pogona vitticeps (central bearded dragon) is the source of this 1147-nucleotide messenger RNA. It is a transcript of the gene APOA1, whose product is annotated as apolipoprotein A1. The record is from RefSeq and is a predicted model, not a curated record. Gene Ontology annotation, biological process: lipoprotein metabolic process; acylglycerol homeostasis; cholesterol metabolic process. Gene Ontology annotation, molecular function: phosphatidylcholine-sterol O-acyltransferase activator activity; phospholipid binding; cholesterol transfer activity. NCBI's taxonomy places the organism in Eukaryota, Metazoa, Chordata, Lepidosauria, Squamata, Agamidae. Gene Ontology annotation, cellular component: chylomicron; very-low-density lipoprotein particle; extracellular vesicle.